Procambarus clarkii (red swamp crayfish) is the source of this 1931-nucleotide messenger RNA. RefSeq lists its product as uncharacterized. The record is from RefSeq and is a predicted model, not a curated record. NCBI's taxonomy places the organism in Eukaryota, Metazoa, Arthropoda, Malacostraca, Decapoda, Cambaridae.
GUGAGGGUGUCAUUCUCUCUCCAUAUCCAGUGAUCUCUCUUAUCAUGUAUUUACAUAUUUUACAUAUCUGAGAACACAUAAGAUGUAAAUACAUCUUAUGAUGUAUUUACAUAUCUGAGAACUCUAUAUAUCUAAUUAACUCUUCCAUUACGUCACAAAGUGCUGUAGUCUGAAAAAGCAUUACCUGAAAGGCACAUUUUGUUCCAUAGAAUUAAUAAGUGGCAUUGUAAUUGCAUCUUACAAUUUACAUCCUGAAAAAAUGUGUAAAAAAACGUAUUGCAAGGCUGAUGUCUACGUCAAAUUGCACUCGGGGUUGCAUGAAGACUUCCAGUGACACGUUUGUUGUGUGAUUCGUCAGUGAAGAUUUGUUCUGAGGAAAUCCGCGUGUCGCUAACGGUGAUAUAUGGAGUCCUUACUGGUGAUCACCUGCUUCAUCGGGGCGGUCCACGGCGUCACGCAGUGUCCAAACAAGACAGAGUUGGACAUUUGUCUCAGUAAGCUGGCCCCACACAUGCCCAAGCAAGGCCUUCCGGUCGACAUGAAGGAACUUCACACUAUGUGCAAGGCGUUCAAGGGUGGGAUGCGAUGUGUGGAUGGCUACACUGCUCGAUGUUUAUCCCAAGUGGAGAGGGCAGGACUCGAGGAACACCUUAAAGGAGCACGGAGCACCUUAGCCUUCCUCUGCGACGACCCGGUGUUCCAGAGGGAGUACCUGUCGCACGGGUCAUGCAUAAAGGACGUGCAGGAGGACUGGGACCGCUGUCACCAGAGCUUCAAGUCCCUGGUCCAUCAGCAGCAUCGUGACCUUAACGUUUCCGACGCCCUGAGAGACCACAAAAUAUGCUGCAUCCGGCUAUGGUUCCUGUCCUGCGUCUACGACAUGAGCUACCUGAAGUGCGGCAAGACUCAAGCAGUGUUCCUGAAGAAGGUGACGGCUACCCUCUCCUACAGCGACGUCCACCAGGAGAAAUGCAGCAGAGUGAAGCCUAAGGAAUGUUCAUCUGCGACUCCUUCGGCAGGUCUUCUCCAUUCCUCGUGCUACUUACUCUCGUUGCUGUUGCUGAUGCUCACACCGUCGCUAGUGCUCCUGGUGGGAGCGUGGGAAGGCGGGGGUAUUGGUGGCGUUCCGUAGCGCGAUUGGUAGUGGGUCUUGUGUUGCUGCUACUUGACGGUGUGAGUAGUGUUCCGCUAUUGCUUUUCUGUGUCGCGUGUAUUGAAACGGAUGCUACUGCAACUUGGCCGUAUGGAUAUUCUUCUGUCGUCUGAUACUGUUUCAGAUGUUGCAGAUGGUUCUUAGUAACUGUUUCUGCUGUCCAAUGUACCUUGAGCCAACUUAUCGUGCGUUUGGGGAAGGGUGCAUGCGAAGAUUCUUGAUGCCAAGGUGUUCCGUGUUGCCUGGCUUUCUCCUGCUUUCUGACGCUCCUGAAUAUUGUUUUCCAGGAGAUAGGGACAUUUCUGACGCUUCUCUUAUUUACAGAUCGUUCAACUACUCCCGAAGUGCGUAUUCCUCCUGUUAACAAUGUUUUUGACGGUAGUGAUGGUGGUGAUAGUGGUGAUGCAGGUGGUGGUAGUGGUGGUAGUGGGGAUGCAGGUGGUGGUAGUGGUGAUGCAUUUGGUGGUAGUGGGGGAUGCAGGUGGUGGUAGUUGUGGUGAUACUGAUACUGUCGGCGGUGGCACCGCAUCAUGCAUUGUGUGGAAUGUUUCUGAAUGACCAUGACGUUGUAUACAGACGGGAGAGAGAUAAUAAAUUUGCACGCAUUGGGAUACAUUCAGUCGUGUCUGCUGAAUAAAAAUAAUUUACAUGAGAGAGAGAGAGAGAGAGAGAGAGAGAGAGAGAGAGAGAGAGAGAGAGAGAGAGAGAGACAGGCAGACAGAGACAGGCAGACAGAGACAGGCAGACAGAUAUAUUAAAAUAAGAUACAAUAGCUAUG